Messenger RNA from Nelumbo nucifera (sacred lotus), 2559 nucleotides. Its product is annotated as HAD-superfamily hydrolase, subfamily IG, 5'-nucleotidase. Gene Ontology annotation, molecular function: 5'-nucleotidase activity. The record is from RefSeq and is a predicted model, not a curated record. NCBI's taxonomy places the organism in Eukaryota, Viridiplantae, Streptophyta, Magnoliopsida, Proteales, Nelumbonaceae.
UAACUUUUGAUGGGCCGUCGCGAUAACUUGUGCGACGAUAAUGCAGCAGAUGUCGACUUCUCUUCACCACCUCUACACAGUAUCAACACACACAUCGAUCUCCACGCGCUUCUGUAGGCUGAGAGCCUGAGAUCGAGCUCCUUUCUAGAUUCAUUAGUGGAGCCCACUUCAGUUGUUAAGCCCCAAGAAUCGAACACAGUUUUUGUUCAAAUGAGCUGCGUUUCAACUGUCUGAAACGGCAACUGCUAUAUACACUCUGACACUCAUCAUUGGAAUCCGAAAUCAAUUUCGAUUUUAUCGAACAUAUGCAGAGCUGAGCUUCCUUCAUGGCCUCCAUUCGCAGGCUUCUUCCUUUCUGUUCUUCAUUACAGAGGACGGGCUUUUCUCUUCGAGGAACUGCAGAAGGGUUUGGAGUCGGAGGUUCAUGUAGAAGCUUCAGUGCUACAGUAGCGUCGGAAGAAGCUAUUUUCAAAUGCCCGGACGAAGAUGGACGGGUGGAACCAGAGGUUCUGGUUAUGGAAGAUGAGAUCGCAAAGAUCCGACGUGAAUUUGAGGCGGCGAAACAAAGCUUCCUCAAGAUUCCAGAGGCUCUCAGAGAAAUGCCCAAAAUGAACCCUCGAGGUAUAUUUGUCAAUAAAAACCUGAGGUUGGACAGCGUGCAAGUCUAUGGCUUUGACUAUGAUUACACGUUGGCUUAUUACUCUUCUAACUUACAGAAUUUGAUAUAUGACCUUGCCAAGGAACAUCUUGUGAAUGAGUUUAGGUAUCCUGAGAGUUGCUUGGGAUUCAAGUAUGAUCCUUCAUUUCCCAUCAGAGGUUUAUAUUAUGAUAAACUGAAAGGAUGCCUCUUGAAACUGGACUUUUUUGGGUCUAUCGAGAGUGAUGGAUGCUUCUUUGGGCGUAGGAAGCUUAGCAAGAAGGAAAUAGAAGAGAUAUAUGGAACACGCCAUAUUGGUCGAGAUCAAGCACAUGGACUUGUUGGUCUUAUGGAUUUCUUUUGCUUUAGUGAGGCAUGCCUUAUUGCAGAUAUAGUACAACACUUUGUAGAUGCGAAGUUGGAGUUUGAUGCUUGCUACAUCUACCAAGACGUAAAUCGUGCGAUUCAGCAUGUUCAUCAUAGUGGUUUGGUUCAUAGAGGAAUUCUCUCUGAUCCUCAAAAAUACCUAGUAAAGAAUGGCCAGAUGCUACGCUUUCUCAAGAUGCUCAAGGAGAAGGGGAAGAAACUAUUCUUGCUGACUAAUUCUCCAUAUUAUUUUGUGGAUGGAGGGAUGCGUUUUAUGCUGGAGGACGCAAUAGGAAGUACAGAUUCUUGGAGGGAGCUUUUUGACGUUGUGAUUGCUCGAGCUAAUAAGCCAGGCUUUUACAAUUCUGAGCACCCAUUCCGCUGCUAUGACAUUGAGAAAGAUACCUUAGCUUUCUCCAGGGUGGAUGCAUUUCUUCCAAAUCAAGUCUAUUACCAUGGAUGUCUUAAAUCUUUCCUCCAAAUUACUCGGUGGAAAGGUCCUGAGGUGAUAUAUUUUGGGGAUCAUCUAUUUAGCGAUCUAAGAGGACCUUCAAAGGCUGGUUGGCGUACUGCUGCUAUUAUUCAUGAACUAGAAAAUGAAAUAUGCAUACAAAAUGGAGAGAACUACCGCUUCCACCAGGCAAAAUUCCACAUAAUACAAGAACUGCUUGGAAAAUUUCAUGCAACUGUAGCUAACAGUCAAAGAGGAGAAGCUUAUGACUCACUUCUGAACGAGCUGAAUAUGGAGAGGAAGAUGGCACGGUCCGUGAUGAAGAAUAUGUUUAAUAGCUCAUUCGGUGCUACUUUCCUCACUGACACGGGUCAGGAAUCAGCUUUUGCAUACCACAUUCAUCAAUAUGCAGAUGUGUAUACCAGUAAGCCAGAGAAUUUCUUGUUGUAUUCACAUGAAGCAUGGCUUCAUGUACCCUUUGAUAUCAAGAUCAUACCGCAUCAUGUAAAGGUGCAGUUCUCAAGAAAGAUUGUUCAAGGGACUAAUGAUCCCUUUCUUCCUCAUUCUACUACUGGAGUGAGAGAAAUGCCUGGGACAACUUUUCUAGAUCAUCAGACUGAGGAUAUAUCUGGUUGACUUGAGGGGUUGAACUGCUCUGGAAUCUGGUCUAGUUCUAGUUGUGAUGUCAGCUUCGGGGUUCCAUCCAGCUCGUUCAAGACUAAUCAAUGAUGAUGGAGAUUACUUAUCGUCUUGAUGCCUCACAUGUUCUCAACAAAUCUUAUGAUUACUAUUUUGGGACCGGUUCUUGGUGCCAUUAAUUUGGUAAGGGGUAUUUACAGGUUCUCGGGGUACAGGGUUUGAUAUGGGUGGAAAAGGUAGUACAUUCUAUAAGUUUGGUAAUGAGGGUUUCUGUAAUUUGUUAUCCUAACCAAGUAGGAUUUAAUCAACCAGUUCAUUCUUUAGUUAGAUUUUAGCUAGUUAUGUUUCCUCCUCAUUUCUUCGUUUGUAGAUUUGUGUAUACAUUGUGGUUGAUUAGAUAUUUAUCAUCUGCCCAGUAACUUCAGGCCAAGGUUCAAAAUAUCGAAAGGUAUCAGUUGUGUAUCAA